Messenger RNA from Anguilla anguilla (European eel), 5077 nucleotides. Its product is annotated as extended synaptotagmin-2-like. The record is from RefSeq and is a predicted model, not a curated record. Gene Ontology annotation, biological process: lipid transport. Gene Ontology annotation, molecular function: lipid binding. NCBI's taxonomy places the organism in Eukaryota, Metazoa, Chordata, Actinopteri, Anguilliformes, Anguillidae. Bases 228 to 3008 code for a protein of 926 amino acids. The transcript has 24 exons.
GAUUGAACCUGUGUUGAUUUAAUCAGACAUAGCGUGUUAGCCAGUUAGGUACGGGGGGUAUAUAAAAACCGGAUAGCUUGACACCUUCCUACAUAACCAGACAUGGUCUAAAAGCUUCACACUGGUGCAGUUAUUUACCAUCGCCAGUUGAUUUUUUGUUUGUUUGUUUGUUUUUCGCUUUUGACAUUCUCAACGUUUGUUCUGAAACUUUUUGGGCAGAGUGCAAAAUGAGUGGCGAGGCGACGGGUGCGCCGCUUGGACCAGACCCGCGCAAGGCGGAUUCCACGGGACUUACGAAGGAAAACGGACAAAAUGUCACAAGCGCUGCCGCCAACCCGAAAACGGCAGUCCAAGCCCCGACGGACCUCGGCGACGAGCCGGACUCAUCCCUUACCGAUGCCACGCGGAUGUGGAUAAAAUUUGCCAAGACGUUCGCCUUCCUUUUCCCCAUCUACGUGCUGGGAUAUUUCGAGUUCAGCUUCAGUUGGAUUUUAAUCGGGCUCGCGGCGUUUUUCUGGUGGAAAAGAAACAGAGGGGGUAAAGAGGACAGGAUAACCAGAGCGUUUGCAUUUUUGGACGAAGAAGAGAGGACCACGAGCCAAAGUGUAACCACUUCUGAUCUUCCCCCAUGGGUGCACUUCCCAGAUGUGGAGAGGGUGGAAUGGCUAAACAAGACGGUGAAGCAGAUGUGGCCCUACAUCUGCCAGUUUGUGGAGAAGCUGUUCCGGGACACCAUCGAGCCGGCAGUGAAGGGGGCCAACCCCCACCUGAGCACCUUCUGCUUCAGCAAGAUCGACAUGGGGGACAAGCCCCUGAGGGUGAACGGGGUGAAAGUCUACACUGAGAACGUGGACAAGCGCCAGAUCGUAAUGGAUCUGCAGAUCAGCUUUGUUGGGAAUACCGAAAUUGAUUGCGACAUCAAGAGAUACUACUGCAGAGCUGGGAUAAAGAGCAUCCAGCUUCACGGAGUGCUGAGAGUGAUCAUGGACCCCCUGCUUGGAGACAUGCCUCUGAUUGGAGCCGUCUCCGUCUUCUUCCUGAAGAAGCCUCUGCUGGACAUUAACUGGACCGGGCUCACCAACAUGCUGGACAUUCCUGGGUUAAAUGGCCUGUGUGACAACCUGAUCCAGGACAUCAUCUACGGCUACCUGGUUCUGCCCAACCGGAUCACCAUCCCCCUCGUGGGCGAAGCCAGGAUGGCUCAGCUGCGCUUCCCCAUGCCAAAGGGGAUCCUUAGGGUCCACUUCCUGGAGGCCCAGGCCCUGGAGGGGAAGGACAAGUUCCUGGGCGGGAUGAUCAAGGGGAAGUCGGACCCCUACGGCGUCCUCCAGAUCGGCAACCAGCUGUUCCAGACCAAGACCAUCAAGGACAACCUCAAUCCCAAGUGGAACGAGGUGUACGAGGCCAUGGUGUACGAACACUCCGGCCAGCACCUGGAAGUCGAGCUGUUUGACGAGGACCCCGACAAAGACGACUUUCUGGGGAGCUUAAUGAUUGACUUGAGCGAGCUUCACAAGGAACAGAAAGUUGAUGAGUGGUUCGUCCUGGAGGAGGUUACCACCGGCAAACUGCACCUGAAACUGGAGUGGCUGUCUCUGCACGCCACGCCCGAGAAGCUCGAACAGGCCUUGAUGAGCAUUAAGGCUGCAAAAGGCCAGGCAAACGACGGCCUGUCCUCGGCGGUGCUGGUCGUGUACCUGGACUCCGCCCGAAACCUGCCGAGCGUCUUCGAGGGGAACUUGGGGUGCGGACACUUAAAAGAGAGGAGAGCCUCAGGCCUAGUCUUUUGUGAGAACACUACCUCACUCUAUAGAUCGUUAUUUCGAAACCCAUUAGAAUUUAACCAUGAGGGGCUGAAGAAAAGCUCCUUGAAUAAGGCGCUGAAGUCGGGGAAGAAGGUGAGCAGCGACCCGAGUCCCUUCGUGCAGUUCACCGUCGGACACAAAGUCUUCCAGAGCAAGACCCGGUAUAAGACCAACGAACCGGUCUGGGAGGAGGCCUUCACCUUCCUCAUCCACAACCCGCAGGGCCAGGAGCUGGAGGUGGAGGUGAAAGAUGAGAAGCACGAGUGCUCUUUGGGGACGCUGGUGGUGCCCCUGUCCCGUCUGCUGGAGGAGGAGGACAUGACCGUCACCCAGCGCUUCCCCCUCAGAAACUCCGCCCCCAGCUGCACCCUCAAGCUGAAGAUGGCUCUCAGGGUGCUGUGCCUGGAGAAGGUGGGCCAAUCAGACCAGCCCUCCUCGGUGCAGGUGAAGAAGGCCAACGCGAGCCCCGGUAACCCCGGCAACGCUGGAGGAGCCACGCCCAAACCGUCCCCCUCAGGUGCGCGGGACCCCGCCCUGGACCCGCUCCCGUCCUCCGCCUACGGCCUCGUCCAGGCCGGGGAGGGGCCGGAGGGGCCGCACCCGGGGAGCCCCGUCCCAUUGGCCGAGUCCAGCUUCAGCGCGUCCAAUCGGGCGCUGUCGGGCUCCCAGCGGCACCUGGCGCACAAGGAGUCCACCCACUCGCUCGCCUCCGACAUCUCCAACCCCCUCGCCACCCAGGAGCUGCAGCAGAGGCUGCACCAGCUGCAAAAUGGGACGGGCUUCAGCCAUUUCCCCCUGGGGGAGGUGCAGCUCACCAUAAGGCACAGCUCCCAGAGGAACAAGCUCAUUGUGGUGGUGCAUGGCUGCCGGAACCUGAUCUCCUUCACGGACAGCGGGUCGGACCCCUACGUGCGCCUCUAUCUCCUGCCAGACAAGCGCAGGUCAGGCCGCCGGAAAACCCACACGCUGAAGAAGAACCUGAACCCCGUCUACGACCAGACGUUCGAGUUCAGCGUGUCGAUUGUUGAGCUGCACAGACGGACGCUGGACGUGGCGGUAAAGAAUGGCGGCGGCCUGCUGUCCAAACACAAGGGGCUUCUGGGAAAGGUGCUGGUGGAUUUGGCGUAUGAAGAUAUUUCCAAGGGCUGGACGCAGUGGUAUGAGCUCACAGAGGACGGGCUGAGGAGAACCAUGGAGGGUUAAGGGACACGGCAGGACGCAACAGUGCCACCUGCUGCUCGGUCCUGUCAUUGCUGCAGAUGUAACCAGCUUUAUUUUUUUUAAGAGUGUUACAUUUUAGUCAAUGGGCACAGCAUAUUUUUGUGUUGUUUCUGUUUUUUAGAUGACACGUACAGCGUGCAAUUGUAAAUUGCUUUUUUGGUAUUAUUCCGUCGUGAGCAUCGCUUUCAAAAAGGUAUUACCCCCCCCCCCCCGCCCCGCGUCGCUCCGACCUCCCUCCUCCAAAAUCGGCUGCACUUCACCGCCCGUGAUAAAGGGGUGAAAAUGUGGUAGCACCGCAGUGAUCAGAACCUCCUUCAAAGUGUGCGCGCGCGCGCGUUGCAUAGAAACGCCAAAAUUACAACACAUUUAAGUGCCAUCAGAAUUUUACCCGGUGAAGGUCUGCCAACUCACUUCAGCCAAGGAGCUGAAGGAAGGCUUCAUAGGAGGCGUUUAAGACGGUGUUACACAUUUACAGUGCAAACUUGCGGAGGGCUGAGUUAAAGCUGCUUGCAUAAUGCAUAACGGAGCGCCACCCUGUUUUAUUAUAUUAUUAUUAUUAUUUUGAUGUAGGGGAUGUACAAUUUGUAAAUACGUUACUGUACCGCGAAGAAGACAAGAUAGAGGAGGAGCGUCAGUGUUCGGAAAGGGGAGUCGAAUCGCUUAAAAGGUCAAAAGGACCAUUUCGUUAAAACAAAAACAAAAAAAUAAAACACAAUAAAAACAUUUGAUACUUUUUUUUUAGUCUGAAUCUACUCAGAAUCCAGUCCAACGAGAUGGAAGUUUCUUUACCAUUAGCAGCAGAACACUAGCCACCAAAGAGACAAGUAUUUCAUUUUAUUGCCUAUGUGGGUUUUAAGCCAAAUUAUAUGUAUGUAUGUUUGCACAUUAUUCUUUAUGUUUUAAAUAUAUAUAAAUAUUAAUCAUCAAAUGGUAUUCGUUUUCUGUGGACUUCAUUGUACAGUAAUGACUGAGCCGUUAUUGUUGGUCUGGCAGCUUCACUGCGGUUUUCAGUUGAUCUACGAAUGUCUGUCCUUCUCACCUUAAAAGGGGCACUUCACCCAUAUUCGGUUUGUAUUUUGUUGAUCCCUUCACAGUUGGAAUGUUUAAAACUAUCUCUUUUUUUCCUCUUAAGUUUUAUGGCUGUCUAGAUAUUUCACAUUGCACGUCCAGCAUCCGAAAUACGGCUACGGCUAACCGGUUUGUCCCAGUGACGUUGAGAGUGCGCGUGGCUCCCAUGGUGACACGACACAACAGCGUCAUUCCAACGGAUUUUUCCCGAGUGGAGGCGGCUCUGUAGAAAAUUGUCGUGUUGUACAUGUUUUCCUUUUCACCUCGUUAUCGGUGGACAGAUAUCAGUCUUCUGCAAACAUUCGAUUUUGGGGUAAAGUUCUCCCUCUUAACAGACCAACAAGCGACCUUUUCUCCGAACUCGCCUGUAGUUGUCUCAUCACAACAUUUGUCUGAACGAUAGAUUAAAAUACGAGCACACCUUGUUUAAAGCACGCAUGUGUCUGCUGUUCCCCAGUGCGGUGGUGCAUUGCAUGCAUUCGCCGCCUUGGCUCCAAGGCAUUGCAUCUCGGGGUUUGCAUUCUUUAUGAGUGACUCGCGCGUGGCUGGAACUUCCGCCGAACGCAGGAGGAUGUGACGAUUACUGAAGCGACCGAGAAACGGACUGGAUUUUGUUGCCGAAAUGGAGAAUCCGCAGCAGAAGUUGGAGAAAAGAUUGUUUUUGUUAUGCUCCACGGUGGGUCCGUGGGUGGGUCAAAGCGUAUCAGUUUAUCACCUGUCGUUACAUUCUUUGUUACCUAUGUAAGCCAUCAAAAUGAAAACUGUCUCGUAAUGAGUAGGCCUACUUUUCCUCUUUCCAUUGCAAACCUCUUGCCUUCUCCAUGUACUUUAUUUAACUCGUGCCUUAAAACAAUCAUUAUAAUGAAAUAUACAAAUGUAUACCUGUAAAAGAAGCUUUUAAGAGUUUUCAUGUUUCAGAAUGUCUCGGCUUUCAGUUAAUAAAGAGCAGUCGCUGUAUCCACAGUGACUGGCUUUGUACGCAA